Messenger RNA from Echinococcus granulosus, 534 nucleotides. RefSeq names its product Transmembrane protein 50B. Lineage: Eukaryota; Metazoa; Platyhelminthes; Cestoda; Cyclophyllidea; Taeniidae. Gene Ontology annotation, biological process: protein targeting to vacuole; late endosome to vacuole transport via multivesicular body sorting pathway. The transcript is spliced from 2 exons. The record is from RefSeq and is a predicted model, not a curated record. The coding region runs from base 1 to 534 and encodes 177 amino acids.
AUGGCUUGUUUCAAUGGUCCCGAAAUCGUACCUGAUACGAAUCUUACGAAUUUUUUGUCUCGUCUAACGCGUAGGAAUCCCACGCCCAUGGUUUCUUAUCGGCGGUUCCCCGAAGUUAACAUUGAUGUUGGUCUUCGAAAUACAAUCGUUGCUGUCUUAUCUGGCAUUGCAUUCGCAUGCGGAUGGUGGGUUAUUAUUGAUGCCGCUGCAUGCUAUGGGCCGGAGUCCUUGCCUCAUCCAACUCAUGCGAUUGGGGCUAUCGCUACUGUGGGAUUCAUACUUCUCAACAUCAUACCUCAACACGCGUUAACGAGUGAUAUUGAGGACCCGAAAGCCUGCACCGUGUUGUUUGUAGGCGUGCUUACUAACUUUGUAACUCUAAUCGCUGCCGCAUGGGUAAUGUUCGCCUCCUACGUUACCGGCAAUAUCAAGCCCGUCUGGCCGGGUGUCGCACUCUUCCUGCAGAACCUUCUCAUUUUUAUUGCCGCUUUCCUCUUCCGCUUCGGACGAUACCACGAGUCAUUCAGCUUUUGA